This is a messenger RNA of Eruca vesicaria subsp. sativa (arugula), 936 nucleotides long. The record is from the annotation of a GenBank genome assembly. NCBI's taxonomy places the organism in Eukaryota, Viridiplantae, Streptophyta, Magnoliopsida, Brassicales, Brassicaceae.
AUGUCUGAAUCAUUUAACGCCUCUGAUAUUUACGCUAGACUCGCUGGAACAGGCCUCAUAAAGAAUCGAGAUGGCACCUAUGCUCCCGACCCCACCAUAAUCCCAGUGCCAGCCACACCUAACCCUUCCCCGCUCAACGCCGUCGCUUCCAAAGACAUUAUCGUAAACCACGUAAAGCCAACAUGGAUGCGUCUCUACGUCCCCACUACCGCACUAAACGGCGGCGUUUCGUCAAAAAAACUCCCUCUCGUUGUCUUCUACCACGGUGGAGGAUUCUUGACCCACAGCUUCGACUACGAACCAGUCGAAGACUUCUGCAACCUUAUGGCACGCCAACUCAACGUGGUCGUCGCGUCAGCUUCGUACCGGCGAGGUACAGAGACGAGACUCCCGGCGGUUUACGACGACGGAGUGGCCGCGGUUGAGUGGAUAAAAAACUCCGAACACGAGUGGAUCAAAUCUCACGCUGAUCUCUCCAACGUGUUCCUCAUGGGGACACACUCCGGUGGUAACGUGGCUUACAACGUCUGUCUUAGAUUUGUCGACACUGAUCUGCGUCCGUUAAGGAUCCGGGGGUUGAUCUUACACGAGCCCUUCUUCGGCGGGGUAGAGCGGUGCGAGUCUGAGCUCAGACACGUGAACGAUCAGAUUCUCAGAGACUUUUGCUGGGAGAUUCGUCUCCCUGUCGGAGCUGACCGGGAUCACAAGUAUUCGAAUCCGAGGGUGGGAGGUGGACCGGAGGAUAUGGAGAAAAUCGGACGGAUUAGAUGUAAGGUGAUGGUGAUUGGAGAAGGAGGAAGUGCGUUGAUAGAUAGGCAGAGAGAUGUGGCGAAUUUGAUGAAGGAGAUGGGUGUGGAUGUGGUGGAGUGUUUUACCGACCGUGAUCCUGAUGUGUUGGCUUACAUCACAAGUAUCAUUUACUCUUCUGCACCGUAA